GGGCGUGUUUUGCUAAUUGAGCGCUUCCAGGCCAAGCAACAGUCGUCUUUUCACCACUCGGCUGACUAAUGUUGAACCUAAAGUAGACAUGGAUUUCGACGCUUUAUUUAACGAAAAGACUUUUCAGUUUUCGGACUUCCAGGAGUUCACGUUUCUUCCUGGACACCAGAAGUUGUCCGAGAGAGUGAGAAAGCGACUGUAUUAUGGCCUGGAUAAAGACGUCUCUCUAGAUGCCCUCUCUUGCCCCGUUACAGAUAUUGCCGUCGAAAUCUUCCAAAAGUCUGCACCGAGCCCAAUACGAAAACUCCACAAGAAGUAUGCCGCUCAUGUUGCCAGGGAGGCUUGCAUCUCUCCAUGUGCCAUGAUGCUGGCUCUAGUUUACAUAGAAAGGCUCCGACAUAGAAACCCUGAAUACCUACAAAAGAUCUCCUCCUCUGACCUCUUCCUGAUCUCCAUGAUGGUUGCCAGCAAGUACCUGUAUGAUGAAGGGGAGGAAGAAGAGGUUUUCAACGAUGAGUGGGGAGCAGCUGGAAAACUGGAUGUCCAAACUGUUAAUAACCUGGAGAUGAGUUUCUUGAACGCUAUUGAGUGGAGCCUCUUCACAGAGCCAAAUGACUUCUUCGAUAUGCUGAAACAGCUGGAAAGCAGCAUAGCGGAGCGGCAGGGGAUGAAACGGGGCUGGUUCACCUACACUGACCUCUGUGUGCUGCUGGAGCAGGCAGCAUGGAGCAAUGCCCUUACAGCCAUCUACCAGCACUUUACCAAGGUAUCCUGUAUGCUCGGGCUCGUCUAUCUGACCAGUGUGGCUGGCCUUAUUGCCACCAGCGCUGUGAUGCACCAGCUCAGUCUCUCCAGGACCGGCCACUCCUUGAUUCCACCUCCAGCUGAUAUCAGCCCAGCCCAACUUCAGACCUCCAACCUAAACCCACAAGCUCCUACUGCAGCCCAUCGUGUCCCCUGUUGCGUUCUGGCUAAUAAGAGUCUGAACCGUCAGACCGGUGCGCUCGGAAUCGGCCCGGACCACAGACAAAAUCCUCCAUCAGCUUCCUCACAGACAUCCAUAUUGUGUCUUUGGGGCUCCCUUCUUGCCUCUAUGGGUCACAUACAUCCUGAAACAAAAUCUGAGAUGGAAAGUCCCCAAACCUGGUCUACUGCCUCUUUCUUCUGUCCCGGCUGUCUUGCAUCCUUCCCUCCACUUCAGUGCGGGCUUAGAAACACCUCAACCCCCUUUGUUCAUGGGCCCCUUGGUAACAAUCAGCAUCAUGCACCAUGGCUGUCCUCCAGCCUCUUUGAAGGCGCAGACAGGAGUCUGAACUCUCGCCUGGGGGUAUUUCCCCCUGUAAAGCUGGGACCCUGCCAUCCAGAGUCUCUGUUACCUGUCGACAAAACCCAAGCUUUGCUCAUGCCCGGCUAGAGACGGGCAAACUCCACUGCUGCCAACCUGUAGUGAUGAACUCUGGAAAUUAAACCAGCAUUGUUUUCACAACAUCAUGUUAUGUUUUGUUUCGUUUUCCAGAUCUUGAAUACAGGUGCAAAGGCAGGAGUGGUUCAUUUCAGACAUGGUGAGAGUCUGAAAAUACAGGCACAGGGUGGAAAUUUACUUUAGUUCACAGUUGCAGAAUACAUUUGCCAUAAGUAAGUUGCCAUAGCGUUCAGUUAAUGCUCUGCAACAUGCUUUUACUGCAGAGACGAUCACAAGUCAUUUGAAGAUAAUUUGAUAUGUUUUCCUUGGCUGCAAUCAAACAGUUUUUCUACCCACAUCUGUUAUUGUUUGAAAGUUCAGACCUUUGGAAUGGUGAUGUAGGGCCUUUGAGAUUAGUGCGUUCUGAGUUCUUGUAUUACAGUUGUAAUAUUAAAGCUAUUUGCUACUUGGCAGGUUGAUGAAGGUGUGUGGAGGUUUCACAGUUUAACUGAAAGUUGGGAUUUUUUUAAAUGAUGGAGCUCUGUAAGAAGAAGGGACUUAACCAGUUUACUUUGUCUAAGAUUGCUUAUCCAUAUUAGCUUUUGUUACCACACUUUUUCAUAUAUGCAUGCAGGUUUACAUCAGAAACUGGUCACGUAUGCUGCAAGUACUGAUGGUGUACACCAGAUAGUUUCUUUCUAUAUGAAGAACGAAUUGUCUCUUGUCCUUGUAAACUUUCCCCUUUUUAUUUAGGAGAAAGCCUCAAAGGAAGGACACAUAAAGUAGAUAAUUCUCCAUACCUCAGUGAAACUGUGAUUGGCCAAUGUGAAUCAGAAAAUCGACUCUGACUCUGGCCAAUUAUAAGUAACAUUCAAUUGUCAUUUUCUUUUUGUACUCAAUUCAUUUUUUUAUGUGACAACAGGAAGACACAUAACCUUAAAGCCAAUUUCCUAAAACAGGGUAAUAUUUUAACACAAUUAAGAGAUUUACCUCUAAGUUUCCCAUUCUUGUAGGGGAAGAAGGGUUUGUAUCAAAGAGAUGGACUCCAGAGGUUUCAUGCAAUUUCUAUUUGGUUUCUGGUUGGUGUUUCUGAAUUGAAAGUUUUGAAUAUAAUGGCACUUGUUCUAAUAAAUAACAUGUUAAAGGCUAACAGCAGUCUUACUUUGUUAAUGAGGUCUGGAAUUUGCACAUCUGGCUCCAUUUCCAUUGCAACAGGAAGUUUCACUCCAUCAUUACUGCAUUGUUUAGUUUAUCAUUUAAACACGAGAAAUGUGUUAAGCGUUGAUUCAUUUUGAUGCUACAUUCACAGUUUUACACGGCCUUGUUUCUAAUGACGGUAACACGGCCCCCAGGACAUUCACUUUGUAAUUGAACCUUUGACAAAUUGCUCUGAGCAUUUGGAUUUGAUACACUUUGAAGCACGAUGUCUUUUAAUUUUGUACAUGGUGUAAAAUGCAAAUAUUGUAAAAAGUGUGUAGAAAAACUCAGAAUUAAUAAAGAAUGCAUUUCUUUA
Scomber scombrus (Atlantic mackerel) is the source of this 2915-nucleotide messenger RNA. It is a transcript of the gene cnppd1, whose product is annotated as cyclin Pas1/PHO80 domain containing 1. Gene Ontology annotation, molecular function: protein kinase binding; cyclin-dependent protein serine/threonine kinase regulator activity. The transcript is spliced from 8 exons. The record is from RefSeq and is a predicted model, not a curated record. The coding region runs from base 89 to 1414 and encodes 441 amino acids. Gene Ontology annotation, cellular component: cyclin-dependent protein kinase holoenzyme complex; nucleus. Gene Ontology annotation, biological process: regulation of cyclin-dependent protein serine/threonine kinase activity. Lineage: Eukaryota; Metazoa; Chordata; Actinopteri; Scombriformes; Scombridae.